AUGUUGAGCCAGUUGAGCACAGCCGUGGUGAAGGACCGGAUGUUCAGGAGAGGGAAGAAAACAAUGGUGAGGAAGAAACUGCUACGAAAAGACGUAGGGGGUCUCGAUGAAAGUGAUGCCGAGGAUGUACUAGAGAGUGUUGUACGUCUGUGCGUCGCACUCGCGGUAGCAGACGGCUCGUUCCUGCAGGGUGAAGGGCAGACAAGCAAUCCCUUGGUACGUUGUGUAGCCAGAGUUGACGAGCACGAGGCCGAAGAUGAAGGCCAGGAUAAGCGUGAGUUAACCCGAGUCAAGUUGUAUGAUGGCGUUCGCCAGUGCAUUGACUAA
Messenger RNA from Peronospora matthiolae, 327 nucleotides. The record is from the annotation of a GenBank genome assembly. Lineage: Eukaryota; Oomycota; Peronosporomycetes; Peronosporales; Peronosporaceae.